Cavenderia fasciculata is the source of this 1557-nucleotide messenger RNA. RefSeq lists its product as uncharacterized. The transcript has a single exon. The coding region runs from base 1 to 1557 and encodes 518 amino acids. Lineage: Eukaryota; Evosea; Eumycetozoa; Acytosteliales; Cavenderiaceae. The record is from RefSeq and is a predicted model, not a curated record.
AUGCAAACAAAUAAUAAUAAUACAUCAUUAUCUUGUUUAUUACAAUCAACUUGUAUUCUACCAUGGACUGUACAAUCAGAGAUUAUUUAUAUAAUAUGUAAUUAUCGAAAGAAUCAAGAUUGUAAAGAGAUAAGACCAAAAGAUGUGUAUCAUGUGGCUGGGGUAUCAAGACAGUGGAGACACGCAACCAAAGUAUCAUUGACUUUAAAUUGGCGUAUCAAUAUAAGUAGACAAUUCCUCCACGAGUAUCGUCAACAUUAUGAACACCCUUUCAGUUUACUAUCAAGUCUAAAUCACAAUAUUGAAAUUAACUUUGGUAUUGGGUCGAUCAAAGAUAACUUGGAAUAUGCUCGUAUCAAUUUAGAUUGGUUCAAUAAUACUAUCAUCAACAAGAUAUCAAAUUUAAAAAUCAUUUAUACAAAUGAUAUGGCUUUAAAGUGGAUCGAACUAAUCAAAGGCUGUAGGUUACCAUCAAUCGAUGAAGGUGGCGAGGGUGGUGUACCGUCUCUCAAGACACUAUCAAUUCAACAAUAUGAUGGUACCAAUUCACUCUUUAUAUUUAAUCAUUUACAAGAGUUGGAUAUUAAUUUUAGAGGCAAUUCAACAACCAAGAUAUGUAAUAUAUUGAAUAGUUGUCAUAAUUUAAAGUCACUCACUAUGGGUCUGUACGUUAGUCCUAAAAUAGAUACAAAUCAAGUAGUCUCUAGUAUACCUCGUACACUUACUCGAUUGUCUUGGAGUGGUAUAUCAGAACUAGAAGAAUACACCAAACAUGCCAAACCACUCCCAUUCCACUUUUUACCCACCACCAUACGUCAGCUAUUAAUUUGGGAUAUCAAUCAAACAUGUACACAAGAAUACUAUGACUUUGUAACGACCAACUCUGUCCAUACAGUUGCUCAAUGCGACCAAUCUACCCAAGAGUGUAUCAACUUUUUAUCUUCUUCAUCCUCUCCCGUCAAACACCUCUAUCUCAAAGCAUCGGGACACUCUUGUUACAACACGCCAGUCUCUAUUUUGGAAAAGGCAAUUGUCCCACCAUCGAUACAAGUGCUAGAGCUACAAUUCACCUAUAUCGAACAAAAGAAUGGAUUGAAUACACUGGAAUCAAUUUUCAAGUAUAGUGGUCCAUUACCAAACCUACAUACAUUGAUCUUUGAAUCAAGAGAAAUGAAAUUACCCGAACAUCUAGCUACAUUUAUUCGAUCGAGUCAAUCCCUUCGGAUGAUUGAUUUCGGACAGUCAUUCUUUGGUACACCAUACCACGAUAAUUUCGAGUUAUUCUUGAAUGCAAUGGCUCAAGGCAAUAGAAUUGAAAAGGUUUAUAUUAGAUAUUCACCAUCUUUAAAGAAUACUAUUGAUCGAGCAAAACAACAUUUACAAACAAUCAAAAAUAAUCCUUUGGUUUUAAUAAUAGAUACUUUUUAUUUAUUAAUCAUUAAUACAAAUAAUAAUCGUAUGGCCGAUUUAUCAUCAUACAAUAUUGUUGAAAAUAUAAAGAAUGAAGAAAUUAAACAAAAAGGCAGUUCAACAAACAAGAUUACAUGUAGAAUAUAA